Messenger RNA from Acomys russatus (golden spiny mouse), 2591 nucleotides. It is a transcript of the gene Prkaa1, whose product is annotated as protein kinase AMP-activated catalytic subunit alpha 1. Gene Ontology annotation, cellular component: cytoplasm. Gene Ontology annotation, biological process: protein phosphorylation; intracellular signal transduction. Gene Ontology annotation, molecular function: ATP binding; AMP-activated protein kinase activity. NCBI's taxonomy places the organism in Eukaryota, Metazoa, Chordata, Mammalia, Rodentia, Muridae. The record is from RefSeq and is a predicted model, not a curated record. Bases 24 to 1703 code for a protein of 559 amino acids. The transcript has 9 exons.
CCUCCGCCCCCUCCCGCGGCGCCAUGCGCAGACUCAGUUCCUGGAGAAAGAUGGCGACGGCCGAGAAGCAGAAGCACGACGGGCGGGUGAAGAUUGGCCACUACAUCCUGGGGGACACGCUGGGCGUCGGCACCUUCGGGAAAGUGAAGGUGGGCAAGCACGAACUGACCGGCCAUAAAGUCGCCGUGAAGAUACUCAACCGGCAGAAGAUCCGAAGCCUUGACGUGGUUGGGAAGAUUCGCAGAGAGAUCCAGAACCUGAAGCUCUUCCGGCACCCCCACAUCAUCAAACUGUACCAGGUCAUCAGUACACCAUCUGAUAUAUUCAUGGUGAUGGAAUAUGUCUCAGGAGGAGAGCUAUUUGAUUAUAUCUGUAAAAAUGGAAGGCUGGAUGAAAAGGAAAGUCGGCGUCUGUUCCAGCAGAUCCUUUCUGGUGUAGAUUAUUGUCACAGGCAUAUGGUGGUCCACAGGGAUUUGAAGCCUGAAAACGUCUUGCUGGAUGCACACAUGAAUGCAAAGAUAGCCGACUUUGGCCUUUCAAACAUGAUGUCAGAUGGUGAAUUUUUAAGAACAAGCUGUGGCUCACCCAAUUAUGCUGCACCAGAAGUGAUUUCAGGAAGGCUGUACGCAGGCCCCGAGGUGGACAUCUGGAGCAGUGGGGUCAUUCUCUAUGCUCUGUUAUGUGGGACCCUCCCCUUUGAUGAUGACCAUGUGCCAACUCUAUUUAAGAAGAUAUGUGAUGGGAUUUUUUAUACCCCUCAGUACUUAAAUCCCUCUGUAACCAGUCUUUUGAAGCAUAUGCUGCAGGUUGAUCCCAUGAAGAGGGCCACAAUAAAAGAUAUCAGGGAACACGAAUGGUUUAAACAAGACCUUCCAAAAUAUCUCUUUCCUGAGGACCCAUCAUAUAGUUCAACCAUGAUUGAUGAUGAAGCCUUAAAAGAAGUGUGUGAAAAGUUUGAGUGCUCGGAAGAGGAGGUUCUCAGCUGUCUGUACAACAGAAACCACCAGGACCCCCUGGCCGUGGCCUACCACCUCAUUAUAGACAACAGGAGAAUCAUGAACGAAGCCAAAGAUUUCUACCUGGCCACAAGCCCCCCCGACUCGUUCCUUGAUGACCACCAUUUAACUCGGCCUCAUCCUGAAAGAGUACCAUUCUUGGUCGCUGAAACACCCAGGGCACGACAUACCCUUGAUGAGUUAAACCCACAGAAAUCCAAACACCAAGGUGUACGGAAAGCAAAAUGGCAUUUGGGAAUUAGAAGUCAGAGUCGACCAAAUGAUAUCAUGGCAGAAGUAUGUAGAGCAAUCAAGCAGUUGGAUUAUGAAUGGAAGGUUGUAAACCCCUAUUAUCUGCGUGUACGAAGGAAGAAUCCCGUGACAAGCACAUUUUCCAAGAUGAGUCUACAGCUAUACCAAGUGGACAGUAGGACUUAUUUAUUGGAUUUCCGUAGUAUUGAUGAUGAAGUUACAGAAGCCAAAUCAGGGACUGCUACUCCACAGAGAUCAGGAUCCAUCAGCAACUAUCGAUCUUGCCAAAGGAGUGACUCCGAUGCUGAGGCGCAAGGCAAACCCGCGGAAGUUUCUCUUACCUCAUCUGUGACCUCCCUUGACUCAUCUCCUGUUGAUUUAGCUCCAAGACCAGGAAGUCACACAAUAGAAUUUUUUGAAAUGUGUGCAAAUCUAAUUAAAAUUCUUGCACAGUAAACCUAAAACUUUGCUUAUUUCUUUGAUGCAAUAAGCAUGCGUAAUAAAUAAUAGCCAAACACUUCCACUUACCAAGUUAUAUAUAUAAACAAUUAUAACUAAGGAUUGGCCUUUUGGACUGCAUUUUGCACAGGGAUUGGAAAGUGACUGAAAGCCUAAUGUGCAGAAAUGAAUUGGGACCGUUCUGCUCUCUCUCAUUCAUCAGGUACAUACAGCAUAACAGACACAGUGGAUUGCCAGUCUCAGGCUCUCUUAAUUUUUGCUCAUUUUAAUUUGGUAUAACAGGGCUUUGUUGACUAUAAAUUUACCAUAAAGCCUUCACAUAUUACAUAAUUGAUGUGUUUUAUAUUUGCCUCAUGAAUUUAUUGAGUGAGUUUGCUGGAAUCCUCACAGGCCUUAUUAGGCGAUGCUGUUUUCUGGGCUCCUUAGCUUUUGAAAUAGCUACUAUUUCCCAUUUCUGGUAACAUUGUGAACUAUUUCCAUACCCCUCUUAAAAUGCCAUUUUGUGUGGUAAGUGCUAUCAGAUAGUAGUCUCAACUUAAAAUGUUUGUGUGACUUGUAAGCCCACACACCUACAGAAUUUCUGUAUCGGGACACUGAGCCCUAAGUGUACUUCUGCCAUCUCUCUCGAUGCUUUGUAUAUGGAGUGCUGCUUUGAAUCCAAGAGCCAAGUUGCUCACACUGUACUGAAUCAUGUUAUUUUUGUCAGAGCACAGACUCUUCUGGCUCUCAUGCCAGCCAGUAUUGAAUGUCAUUUGAUUGUGUAUUUUAAAAAUCAAUUCAGUGCAUAGAAAGGACAUCUUUUAUAAGCUUUGAAUGCUUGGAUUGGAUUUUUAACCCCUGAUUUUAUUCUAAGCAUUUAAAAAAAGAAAAGAAAAAAGAAACAUU